Molecule: messenger RNA, 1321 nt
Organism: Monopterus albus (swamp eel)
Lineage: Eukaryota; Metazoa; Chordata; Actinopteri; Synbranchiformes; Synbranchidae
Product: carbohydrate sulfotransferase 6-like
Exons: 1
Coding region: 99-1295 (398 amino acids)
Biological process (GO): sulfur compound metabolic process; N-acetylglucosamine metabolic process; carbohydrate metabolic process
Cellular component (GO): Golgi membrane
Molecular function (GO): N-acetylglucosamine 6-O-sulfotransferase activity
Source: RefSeq, a predicted model, not a curated record
GUCUUUUCUGCAGCACAGGCAACGCACAGCUCCACGGAAGAAAACAAAGAGAAAAAGCCACAUUAGACACCAGAGACUGACAGUGAACCCCAGUCAUCAUGACCCGCUGCAGAGUGAACCUCCGCACUGUGCUUUUCCUGGUGAUCCUGCAGGGGGCAGCAGUGGUGCUGCUUUCUAGGUGGUAUGUCCAGCUCAGUCCCUGCAGCUCUGCCCCCUCCAACAACAAAGUUCAUGUCCUGCUGCUGUCGUCGUGGCGAUCCGGCUCAUCCUUCCUGGGUCAGGUGUUCAGUCAGCACCCAUCUGUCUUCUAUCUUAUGGAACCUGCUUGGCACGUGUGGACCACACUGCAUAAACCCAGUGCACGGGCACUUCAAAUGGCUGUGAGAGAUAUGUUGCGGAGCAUAUUCCAGUGUGACUUCUCAGUGAUGGAGGCCUACCUGCCAGACCACUACAAUGCUUCCUCCUUGUUCAUGUGGAGUUACAGUAGAGCACUGUGCUCACCACCAGCCUGUCCUCUCACACCACACAACCAGUUCAGCAACCAGACCUUGUGCUACAAGACAUGUGAUGCUAGGGGCCUGCAGGGGGUGGAGAAGGCCUGUGGCACUUACAGUCACGUGGUGAUAAAAGAAGUGCGGCUUCUUGAGCUGGAGUCUCUCUAUCCACUUUUGCAGGACCCAAGUCUAGAUCUCCGCAUCAUCCAUUUGGUCCGAGACCCGAGGGCUGUGAUACAGUCUAGGGAGGAGGUAUCCAAAUCCUUAGCCUUUGAUAAUGCUGCCAUACUGGAGCAGAGGCGUGUAUGGGGACGUGAGGUACAGUAUCAGGUCAUGCAGGAGAUCUGCCGUAGCCACGUGCGCAUCAAUGAGAGGGCCGUCCUGAAAUCCCCUCCAUUUCUGAAGGGUCGCUACAAAAUGGUCCGCUAUGAGGAUAUGGCACGCAGCCCACUUGAGGAAAUAGUUGCCAUGUAUGAGUUUGUAGGACUGGAGAUGACCGAACAGUUGGAGGAAUGGAUUUACACAGUGACCCAUGGACAAGGCAAAGGCACCAAGAAAGAGGCCUUUGAUGUCACCUCACGAGAUGCUGUGACUGUCUCCCAGGCUUGGCGCACCAUACUGCCAUACAACAAGGUCAGACGCAUUCAGGCAGUGUGUAAAGGGGCCAUGUCCUUACUCGGGUACAGAACAGUUCACAGUGAGCAAGAACAGAAGAGACUUGACAUAGAUCUGCUGAUACCACGGGAACCAUAUAGUUUCAGCUGGUUACCAGCAAAAACCGAGCAUCCUAGUAACAGUUAAAACAUGAAUGAUAAAGACAUUAUCAC